Pararge aegeria (speckled wood butterfly) is the source of this 8394-nucleotide messenger RNA. It is a transcript of the gene Sulf1, whose product is annotated as extracellular sulfatase SULF-1 homolog. The record is from RefSeq and is a predicted model, not a curated record. Lineage: Eukaryota; Metazoa; Arthropoda; Insecta; Lepidoptera; Nymphalidae. Bases 419 to 4633 code for a protein of 1404 amino acids. The transcript is spliced from 17 exons. Gene Ontology annotation, molecular function: glycosaminoglycan binding; N-acetylglucosamine-6-sulfatase activity.
CGGACAGCGGCCGACCGCCUCGCGUACGGAGUCCCGGCUGUUUAAGCCGAACGUCACUAACUUUACGCAUAACAUCGUCAAUAUAUUUUUAUUUCGUUUCAUAAAAUUCGUCUCUAUUUAAUUUUAAUUAAGGGUAUUGUUUAUUUUUGUUUAUGUUUCGAGUACUUCAGUUUAAUUUGAAGUAGUUAUUUUGUGUCUCUAAAAUUUGUGAAAGCAUUGAGUGCAUGCGAGUGGCAAAUCCUGUUGCACCUUCACUGGUGGUAGAACAUGGUGCCCAUAGAAAUUGUGAAACGUUUUUUGUGGGUGAUAAAAAUGCUGGAAACAUGAAAACCUGUCAAGAAAUGCUAAAAUAAGUACAAGUACUAACACACUUCAUAGAAGUGUCAUUAUUGUGAUACAGUUAAAGUACUAAUAUAAAAUGAAUUUUAAAAUUAUAUCCAUACUUUUAACGUGGAAUUUUCUCCUUAUAACCGCCAAAAGAGACUCUUUGGAAGACGAUGAUCCUCGAGCCAGGGCAUUACGAAACAAGGAAAAUAACCGGAAUCGGACAACUUUCAAUGGAACUCUGACAGAUGUACCCGAGAGGAGAUAUUUGAGGCACCGGAACAGUUCCAGAAACCGUGGUGAUCGUCGCCGAUUUUGGGAAAGGGAACACGAAGUAAGGCGAGAUAGGAGGAGAGGUUCUGAAGCCCAUUCCUCAGAGGAAUACUUGUCCAACCGAACUGAUCCAUAUAAAAGAGAUAUCAAACCUCGCAAAACCGAUAAGCAUUGGAACAAAAGUAAUACUGACAAAGUUACUGAAAGAAGGAAAAUCGGGAAUCAAAAUAAGACACCCGAUAGGCCGUCAACAGUCCGAGAAAAUACAACUAGGUUUAAACCCAAGACAACAAAUAAAUGGCAAUCUGGCGGAUAUAUUCCAUAUCCACAACCAAGGGAGAAGAAACCUAAUAUAAUUUUGAUAUUAACAGAUGAUCAGGAUGUUGAGCUGGGAAGUUUGAACUUCAUGCCGCGUACAAUGAAAGCUAUCCGAAGUGCUGGGGCGGAGUUUCGUCAUGCCUAUACAACCACACCAAUGUGCUGUCCAUCAAGGAGCUCUCUACUCACCGGUGUCUACGUCCACAAUCACAACGUGUAUACCAACAAUGACAACUGUUCGUCACCGAUGUGGCAGGCAAAGCACGAGUCCAACACUUUCGCUACCUACUUGUCCAAUGCUGGAUAUCGCACUGGCUAUUUCGGUAAAUACUUGAACAAAUACAACGGUUCAUACAUCCCCCCCGGAUGGCGCGAGUGGGGCGGACUCAUCAUGAACUCCAAAUACUACAACUACAGUGUUAACAUGAAUGGGAAGAGGAUUAAACACGGCGAUGAUUACCACAGGGAUUAUUAUCCGGAUUUGAUAGCCAACGACUCUAUAGCAUUUCUUCGAGCUUCUAAGCGAAGGUUCUCGAGGAAGCCAGUUCUUCUGGUGAUGUCAUUUCCCGCACCACACGGACCUGAGGAUUCUGCUCCCCAGUACUCUCAUCUCUUCUUUAACGUUACCACUCAUCACACUCCAACUUAUGAUAUGGCGCCAAAUCCCGAUAAGCAGUGGAUCCUGCGCGUAACUGAGAAGAUGAAACCAAUCCACCGCCAGUUCACUGACUUGCUGAUGACAAAAAGAUUGCAGACCUUGCAAAGUGUAGACAUGGCUGUCGAACGUGUGUACCAGGCGCUCAAAGCGCUGGGGGAGUUAGAUAACACUUACCUAGUCUACACGUCGGAUCACGGAUACCAUCUGGGUCAAUUCGGACUGGUUAAAGGCAAAAGCUUUCCCUUCGAGUUUGAUAUACGAGUUCCGUUUCUUGUUCGCGGUCCUGGAGUUGAACCGGGGACUGUAGUUGAUGACAUAGUACUCAACAUCGACUUAGCACCAACAUUUUUGGAUAUGGGUGGAGUAGCGUCUCCUGCGCACAUGGACGGACGAUCUUUACUGCCAUUGUUGCAACCGCGAAGACGAAGGGCGGCGGGUUCGCAUUGGCCUGACACAUUUCUUGUCGAAAGUUCCGGUCGACGAGAAACUCAAGCACACUUGAUGGAAGAGCGGUUACGGGCUCAGAAAUACAGUCGACAGAUGAACGAAAAGAAAGCAACAGUUGCACCACCUCUAGAGACAUCGUCAUCAGAAAGUGGGGACUUCGAUGAUGAAUCCGAAGAUGACUUUCUAGAGCUUGAAGAUGACGAUGUCGAUGAAGACGAGAAUGAAAGCACCGAAGCUCAUGAAGAACCCAACAAGACAAUAGAGCCUCUCAUAUCAAAUGAUAGCCACAAUCCUAUACUAGAAGCAAGUCUGGAAAAGGCUUUAAACGCAGAAGAGACGGGAACCAACAAUCAACUGAACCCUUAUCUAACCGCUUCAGACCUUGAAAGCAGUAACGGAAAAGCAGCACGUUUAGCGGUCGAAUGUUCUAAAGCUGAGUUGCGUGCUCCAUGCUCCGUUGGACGGAAAUGGAAAUGCGUUUUGGUAAAUGGGCGAUGGCGAAAACACAAGUGUAAAUAUGAGCCAAGUAUUGGUGUAACUCAACCUAAAAUGAGCACAAAAAAAUGUGCUUGCUUUACUCCAAGUGGGCUUGUCUACACGAGACUAGAAACCGAUGGCACAAUCGCUAGACGACCUGCCGAUUUAGUUAAGGAAAAUAUUACUAGGAGUCGCAGGUCUAUUAAUAAUGAUGUUUUUGAACCCAACACUGUUGACGGUAUUUUGGAAGAGAAUCCUAGUAUAGGACAUUUGAGUUUUAAAAACGAACCAGUAAAUGAAUUAGAAAAAAGAGUUAUCGAAAACAACAUAGAUAAACUUAUCAAAGAAACUGAAGCAUUUCUUGAAGCCUAUCAACGUACCAAAGAUAAUAUAGAUCAUAAGAGAACUAAACGGCGCGCACAGCACUGGAACCACAACAAACAUAAACAAAAAACUGAACCAUUGUUGAAUAACAAUGAAUCAUCAUUGGAAUGUAAGAUUGAAGAAAACGGAACGGUUAAUUGUUCACAAGUAAUUUAUAACGAUUUAAAAGCAUGGCAUACAAAUAGACUGAGUUUAGAAGACCAAAUAAGACAACUUAGAACAAAACUGGAAGACUUAAAAGAAAUUAAAAGGCAUUUAAAAAUUAGUAAACCAGCAGUUGAAGUACAAACUAUAAAUCCUUCGUAUACAAUCAAGAAUUUAGAUAACAAGACCUUUGUUCACAAUAACCACACAAAAGACAACUUCAGGAAAAAUCGAAUACACAGAAUAAAAUCAAAAAAUAGAAACGUUACUUCUUUUGAUAAAAAAUUUAGGCAAUCGAAUGAAUACAUCAUACCUACUGUGAAUGCUAACACCAAAGAUGACAUUUUCAAUAUACAGUUGAAAAGCGAUACAACCACUGAAACAAUUGUACAUUUUGUUAACAUUUCUGAUCAAACAGAAACUGCAACAAAUCAUUCUUUGGUUCUGGACGAACUACCAAAGUUAUCUAUUACUACUAAUUUGGUUACUACUGAAGCAAAUUUCAUCGAUCAAAAUACAAUAGACUACAAAGAUACCCAUACUAGUGGAACAGAUGCUAAUUUAGACAUAGCUACGACUGAAUUUACAAAACCACCCGAAGUUACAAGCCCAAAGCAAACAAAACCAAACGAAAACCCUACCACUAAUUGGAAACCAACAACGUCCGAUAUUUUAUCCACUUUACAUUUCUAUACUUCAGCAGCAGAUGAUUUUAUAUCAAGCCAUAAACUAAAUCCUACACAGAAACCACACCACCAAGCUAACAGACCUAAACAGCAAGGAAAACAUAAAACUAAUACGGCUACAUUAGGUCCAACGAGAUUUGACGCUUCGGAGUAUGAACAAAUAAAUCCAAACAAAGGAGACACAAAUAAUAAUGGUAUAUUCAGUAAGCCAUUCGAUAUAUUUCAAAGACGACUUCAUCCCUUGUUUAUUGAAAACGAAGAUAAACACGUGUGUUAUUGUGAGGAAAAUCGGAAAAUAAAACCUGUUGUCAACACUUAUUUGGAAGCAGCACAAAGGUUGAGAGACGAGCGAAGAAAACUGAAAGAACAAAGAUUAAAAAAGAAAUUGAGAAAAGCAAAAAAGAAGGCUGAAUUGGAGAGGCUGUGUGAAUCAGAACGCAUGAAUUGUUUCCGACAUGAUAACGAGCAUUGGCGAACUGCACCACUAUGGACAGCCGGUCCCUUCUGCUUUUGUAUGAGCUCCUCCAACAACACAUACAACUGCGUGAGAACUAUCAACGCUACUCACAAUCUACUCUACUGUGAAUUUGUAACUGGACUGAUUACAUACUACAAUUUACGGAUUGAUCCGUUCGAGACACAAAACAGGGUGAAACAUCUAACAGCAUCAGAAAAAGAGUACUUCCAUAAUCAGUUGCAUCAGCUGCUGAAUUGUCGCGGACCAUCUUGCAGGAGAUUCUCGCAUUCUAAUUCAGGGGCAGGAAGUAAUGAAGACAUAAGUAGACGAUAUGAAGAUGACCAUAUGAUGUACAGAGGCGAACCAGUUGGGUAUAGUGAAAGAGCCUGGCGAUUGAGUGGAUAUGGUCGUCGAUAUGCAAGAGCGAGAGAGUUGCAUCGACGCCGACAUACGAUGGCGUUCUAGUCGAUUUAAAUUAAAUAUUUUAGAAUUAAAACUAUUUUGAGCGGUACUCAUAAUAAUUAUGACUAUAAUUGAUAUCUUUAGGUAUUUAACUGAAGAAAACACUUGUAUAAUAUAUAUGUUUAUAUACCUAUCUCAAAACAUAUGUGUAAUCAUAUCUUACGUAUUUAUUAAUAAUGCAGAUUUUAAGAUGUCAGGAAUGUUUAUUUUUUGUUAAUUACCUAUACGAGCACCGUAUAGAUCCGGUUGUUCUAUCGCGCUGUUUUGGUCAGUCUAGCUUCGGAUCUGAGUACCCGUCCAGUCCACUUCGGAUUGAGUAGACCAUACCUAAGGACCAAGGUCUGGUUCGAGACUAUACUUUAUACGUGCAUGCAUAUAACAGUGCGUGAGUAAAGCGGGAUCUAGGUCAUAAUAAUUAUGAUUAAAACUGUUUAAAGAAUUAAACAAAUAAUUACAGCCCAAAGGUCGAGAUGAGAAGGUAAAUGGUGAUCAGCAUAUAUCUCAAAGAACUGAAGUAAACUUACAUAGAAAAAUUAUUCAACUGAUGAUAACAUUAUAAGUUGUUGUUAUUAUGAGAUACAAGGCCAGAGCUAACAAAAAAAGUUUUAGGCACUAUGAAUGAUUGUUCUUCAUUAAAUAUUAUUAUAAAUUAAUUAUUUAGGGAUAGUAAGAAUAUUUUAAUGAUUGGUUCGCAAUUUACCUAGUCGAUGUUUCAUGAUAAAAAAUGUUAUUAUUUAUUUACUUUCUUUCGAUUUCUGAAACUUUUUUGGGUGUCUCAAAUCACAGUGAUUUGAAUCAUCCUCAAAUGAACUCGAUUUUAAUAAAUUACAUCGAAUCUUGUAGGGCUUCCUAUAUAAUCGAAAAUUGUCAGUACACGUUUAAAUAGACGUACUAUGAUAUAUAAAUUUAUAAUAAUUAUAUUAAGUAAUAUAGCUAUAUACCUAAAGAAACUCCGCGAGUCUGUUAUUCGACUAUGAUAGCAUAAUACUCUACUUAUUAUAUUUUUAUGUAUCGCGUCAAGAUUUUGAUACACUUCGCGUUUUCGUAGUCGGUUUAAAUAUAUUCAUAUAUUAAAUCUGUCAUAGAUAGUAGGCACUUAUAUCUAAAGAGAAGUCUUCCUACAUUUAGAUAUGUUUUUACAAUAUAUAAUUGUGUAAAGUUAGUAGACAUGAUUACAAAUUAAUGCGUCGCUACCGUAAAGUAUUACAUGUAAUAUAGUUAUUAUCUACUGAUUUAAAUACUCCAUAGUGUUGAAAUCCGAAAACUUGGGUGAUUUAAGUUGUCUUAUGAAGGAGACUGUCCAAAAAUAUUUGAAUGUUCAUUAUCUUUUUGUGGCCAGUAAUAAAAAGAAUUUUUAAUAUAAAUGAUUGCAGAUACCUACUAUUUCUCUGAAAUGUGACAUUUUAUUAAAGAACGGAAUUGUGUAAUCUUGUGACUUGAUGAUUUUUUUUUAAAUCCAUUACGAACCACGUAAUGGGAAAACUUAACUUUUAAAUGAUCAAUUGGUGAUGUCAGUCAGUCCGUAAGUAUAUGCAGGCCCCUUGUCUGUAAUAGCUUGCGGUUGUCUGUACCUUGUCUGUUGUUGAAACUUAUGAUUACUGAAUAAUAUCAAUAGCAUUUAACUGCUGUAGCAAAAUCUAGUAUAACUCAGUGAAAAGUUAAAUUUUGAAGUUAAAUGCGCAAUGAGUUUUCCAUAAUAAUUCCAAUGUUGGAUUAGGUAUUUCCAGAAAUUAAGGGUUCGAGUUAUAACGUAAGGUUUGUAGGCCAAAUGGGCUAUCAUAUUUGCAUAAUAUUAUAUUCCAAAGUUAAGGUCAUUUUCCUUUAAGCCUCAAGAUUUCUCAUUUUAAAACUACACCUUUACUCUUAAUUAAGACAGAAUUAAAAGAAAUAAUUAUCAAAUAAAUAAAAAGUUUCGGGAGUCUGACUCAUGAGUACCUACUUAACCGGUUUUCCUUAUAUAUAUUCUUUUGUUGUUUUAAGAUAGAUUUACUAAAUUAUGGUUUAAUGGACAAUCUCCAAAAUGUAUAAAAUUUUGGAAAAAACGUUAUUUUUUGGGAUGAAUUUAAUUGUUUCAAAGUGGUAAAAUUUAAAGGUUCUUGCUCAAAAUAUAUAUUAUAUUAUAUCAAAGUUGUCCUUUCUCCAUUGACUACUUUUGUUUAGUAACUAUUUACGGAUCGCGCGUACCUACCUAUUACGCAAUCGACCACAACCAAUGGCAGUCCGUCUUGCUAACAUUUUCUUUAACUCGGUGGACAUGAAAUUCCUAAUUUGUGUAGGUACUUUGGUGUACCUUGAUCGAUUUCCAAGCCCAUUCUGAAGAUACUGGUACUGAAAAUGCAGCUAAAGCAGCUACAGAAGAGCAUUGUCAUCAGGCCUUUUUGAAUUGCGACCAAGGUCGAACAUUAUAAGUCGUGGCCGCAUUGUGCGCCAGUUCCCUUAUACCUAUAAUUAAAUGAACAAACCAUAGGUUUUGUAAAGAUAGAUAUAGAUGAAAACAAGUUUGAAGUAUGUUUAUCUAUUAGAGGUUGAAAAGUGAUAUUAAGUUGUUGCCAUGUGAUGAAUAAGGGUUUUAUCCUUAGACUAUACUGUAUAGUUGAAAAUCGAGCUUUGCGUUUAUGGACGUAAAUAACAAUUUCGGCAGGCAACUGACUUCGAGUUCGAGGGCAUUAUUAUUUUAAAACAAGGUGGUAGUACCUAUUUAUAAUUUCAGAAAUAAUAUUUUAUCUGGGUUUCGUUUCGAUAUUUAUGGUAUUCGAUUCUCAUGGCAUGACCUAUAUAUCAAUUGAAAUUGAACUAGAGGCACAAACGCAAAGCUCGUAGGGAUGCCUUGCCUAAAGUAAAUCGUAUUUACAUCGGUUGUAAUAUCCUUAAGGUGGAUUAAUAAAAUUAUGUUGAAAGUAAAAAUAGGAUGUUGCAACCGACUAAGAAGAUGGUAUAGUUGGGACAAAUGUAGUGAAUAGGUCUUUGAAAAAACUGUCGCGCUGAGCCUGCCUUCUUCAGUAGAUAAACACGUGCGAUAGGGCUAGCUGUAGCUCAGACAAAUUUUUAUUCCAUAAAAAUUUGACGAGAUCGACUUUGCGCAUUCCCCUGUUUUCUCGUACAAAACUAAACCGAUCCAAUUAUUUUUGGGAUAAACCUUUAAAUAAAGGUUACGAUUAGGUUCCUCAACUCUUGUAAUUUUUUUUUCAAUGUUUUCGUUUCCUCUCCACGUGGCGCUUGUAAGGUGGUCACUUUUAAAGGGUCAGGUUAUUAUAUAGUACCUAUUUAGCUUUUCAAAAAAAAAAGAAAAGAUAGCGAAAUGUCUACUUAAGUAUUUAGAUUUUACAAAAAAAAAAUAUCGAUCCAGCCGGGCUAGCACAGGGAGAGAGAUAGUUGUCCUGCCUAUGCUAGCCGUACAGGUAGGAAAUAGGGGAAUACAUUUGUACGGAUAAUCCCGCCUAUACUUUCCUCUUAAUGUAUUAAUUUCGAUAUUCUGGUAGGGCUUGUUAUGUCAACUGCGCAUAGAUAAAAUGUCACUAGAUCUAUGGUAGGUAUCCUUGAGGUAUUGAGAUAAUCUCAAAUAUUGAGAUUUUAUAAAAAUAGCAAUUUGUCUGAAAUGCAGUGUGACAUUUUACCUAGCCUAGACAAGUACAGUAACAUGUGAUUAAAGAAAAAAAAUGCUAUAUGCUAACCUUGAAUAUCUUAGUUACAAUAAUGUGCAGCAUUAGCAUUUUGUGAAAUAUCCUGUGUAUCGGAUUUAUUAAUAAAAAAUGAUAAACCUCCAA